Peromyscus eremicus (cactus mouse) is the source of this 4486-nucleotide messenger RNA. It is a transcript of the gene Pcdh1, whose product is annotated as protocadherin 1. The transcript is spliced from 4 exons. Gene Ontology annotation, molecular function: calcium ion binding. Gene Ontology annotation, biological process: homophilic cell-cell adhesion. Gene Ontology annotation, cellular component: plasma membrane. Bases 22 to 3672 code for a protein of 1216 amino acids. Lineage: Eukaryota; Metazoa; Chordata; Mammalia; Rodentia; Cricetidae. The record is from RefSeq and is a predicted model, not a curated record.
CUGAUUCUGGAGCCUGCCGGGAUGGGGCCUCUGAGGCCCAGCCCAGGGCCUGGGGGGCAGCAGUUGCUGCUGCCCCCCUUACUGCUGGCACUACUGCUCCUGUUGGCUCCAUCUGCAAGCCAUACCACCCAGGUGUUAUACAAGGUACCAGAGGAACAGCCGCCCAACACCCUCAUUGGGAGCCUUGCCGCUGACUACGGUUUUCCAGACGUGGGCCAUCUGUAUAAACUCGAGGUAGGUGCUCCAUACCUGAGAGUGGAUGGCAAGACCGGUGACAUUUUCACCACCGAGACCUCCAUUGACCGAGAGGGGCUCCGUGAGUGCCAGAACCAGAUCCCUGGGAACCCCUGUAUCCUGGAGUUUGAGGUGUCUAUCACGGACCUCGUGCAGAAUGGCAGCCCCCGGCUGCUAGAGGGCCAGAUAGAGGUGCAGGACAUCAACGACAACACACCCAACUUUGCCUCGCCGGUCAUCACCCUGGCCAUCCCUGAGAACACCAACAUCGGCUCGCUCUUCCCCAUCCCACUGGCCACAGACCGUGAUGCUGGCCCCAACGGUGUGGCAUCCUAUGAGCUGCAGGCUGGGCCUGAGGCCCAGGAGCUAUUUGGACUGCAGGUGGCCGAGGACCAGGAAGAGAAGCAGCCACAGCUCAUUGUCAUGGGCAACCUGGACCGUGAGCGUUGGGACUCCUACGACCUCACCAUCAAGGUUCAGGAUGGCGGCAACCCUCCACGCGCCAGCAGUGCCCUGCUGCGGGUCACCGUUCUUGACACAAAUGACAACGCUCCCAAGUUCGAGCGGCCGUCCUACGAAGCGGAGUUGUCUGAGAACAGCCCCAUUGGCCACUCGGUCAUCCAGGUGAAAGCCAAUGACUCGGACCAAGGUGCCAAUGCAGAGAUUGACUAUACCUUCCACCAGGCUCCUGAAGUUGUCAGGCGUCUUUUGCGACUAGACAGAAACACUGGACUCAUCACCGUUCAGGGUCCCGUGGACCGUGAGGAUCUCAGCACCCUGCGUUUCUCCGUGCUCGCCAAGGACCGAGGCGCCAACCCGAAGAGUGCCCGUGCCCAGGUAGCUGUGACUGUGAAGGACAUGAACGACAAUGCCCCCACCAUUGAGAUCCGAGGCAUAGGGCUCGUGACUCACCAAGAUGGGAUGGCUAAUAUAUCCGAGGACGUGGCCGAGGAGACCGCUGUGGCCUUGGUGCAGGUGUCUGAUCGAGACGAGGGAGAGAACGCAGCGGUCACCUGUGUGGUAGCAGGUGAUGUGCCCUUCCAGCUCCGCCAGGCCAGUGAGACCGGCAGUGACAGCAAGAAAAAGUACUUCCUGCAGACCACCACCCCUCUCGACUAUGAGAAAGUCAGAGACUAUACCAUCGAGAUCGUGGCUGUGGACUCCGGCAACCCCCCACUCUCUAGCACCAACUCCCUCAAGGUCCAGGUGGUGGAUGUCAACGACAACGCCCCUGUCUUCACCCAGAGCAUCACUGAAGUCGCCUUCCCAGAAAACAACAAACCUGGGGAAGUGGUGGCCGAGGUCACCGCCAGUGAUGCCGACUCCGGUUCUAAUGCCGAGCUGGUCUAUUCUCUGGAACCUGAGCCAGCCGCCCAAGGCCUCUUCACGAUCUCACCCGAGAAUGGAGAGAUCCGGGUGAAGACAUCCCUGGACCGGGAACAGAGAGACAGCUAUGAGCUGAAGGUGGUGGCGGCUGACCGGGGCAGUCCCAGCCUUCAGGGUACAGCCACGGUCCUCGUCAACGUGCUUGACUGUAACGACAAUGACCCCAAAUUCAUGCUGAGCGGCUACAACUUCUCAGUGAUGGAGAACAUGCCAGCGCUGAGUCCAGUGGGCAUGGUGACCGUCAUCGAUGGAGACAAGGGGGAGAAUGCCCGCGUACAGCUCUCGGUAGAGCAGGACAAUGGUGACUUUGUUAUCCAGAACGGCACAGGCACCAUCUUAUCCAGUUUGAGCUUCGACAGGGAGCAGCAGAGUACCUAUACCUUCCAACUGAAGGCCGUAGACGGUGGCGUCCCCCCUCGCUCGGCGUAUGUCGGGGUCACCAUCAAUGUGUUGGAUGAGAAUGACAAUGCACCCUUUAUCACCGCCCCCUCCAACACAUCUCACCGGCUGCUGACCCCGCAGACGCGUCUUGGUGAGACAGUCAGUCAGGUGACGGCGGAGGACAUUGACUCUGGCGUCAACGCUGAGCUGACCUAUAGCAUCGCUGGGGGCAACCCCUACGGACUCUUCCAGAUCGGGUCACAUUCAGGUGCCAUCACCCUGGAGAAGGAGAUUGAACGGCGCCACCACGGCUUGCACCGCCUGGUGGUGAAGGUCAGUGACCGCGGCAAGCCCCCGCGCUAUGGCACGGCCUUGGUCCACCUCUACGUCAAUGAGACCUUAGCCAACCGCACACUGCUGGAGACCCUCCUGGUCCACAGCCUGGACACACCAUUGGAUAUUGACAUUGCCGGGGAUCCGGAAUACGAGCGUUCCAAGCAGCGUGGCAACAUUCUCUUUGGUGUCGUAGCCGGUGUGGUGGCCGUGGCCUUACUCAUCGCCCUGGCGGUGCUCGUGCGCUACUGCCGGCAGCGGGAGGCCAAGAGUGGCUAUCAGGCUGGCAAGAAGGAGACGAAGGACCUGUAUGCCCCCAAGCCCAGCGGCAAGGCUGCUAAAGGAAACAAGAGCAAGGGGAAGAAGAGCAAGUCCCCGAAGCCUGUGAAGCCGGUGGAGGACGAGGAUGAGGCUGGGCUGCAGAAGUCCCUCAAGUUCAACCUAAUGAGCGACGCCCCGGGGGACAGUCCCCGAAUCCACCUGCCCCUCAACUACCCACCAGGCAGCCCCGACUUAGGCCGCCAUUAUCGCUCCAACUCCCCACUGCCUUCCAUCCAGCUGCAACCCCAGUCACCCUCGGCCUCCAAGAAGCACCAGGUGGUGCAGGACCUGCCGCCCGCAAACACAUUUGUGGGCACCGGGGAUACCACGUCCACGGGCUCCGAGCAGUACUCCGACUACAGCUAUCGCACCAACCCCCCCAAAUACCCCAGCAAGCAGUUACCUCACCGCCGUGUGACCUUCUCGGCCACCAGCCAGGCCCAGGAGCUGCAGGACCCGUCACAGCACAGUUACUAUGAUAGUGGCCUGGAAGAGUCCGAAACACCAUCUAGCAAGUCAUCCUCAGGGCCCCGACUUGGUCCCCUGGCCCUACCUGAGGACCACUAUGAGCGCACCACCCCUGAUGGCAGCAUAGGUGAAAUGGAGCACCCCGAGAAUGACCUCCGCCCUUUGCCCGAUGUCGCCAUGACGGGCACAUGUACCCGGGAGUGCAGCGAGUUUGGUCACUCUGACACAUGCUGGAUGCCUGGCCAGUCGUCUCCCAGCCGCCGGACCAAGAGCAGCGCCCUCAAACUCUCCACCUUCGUGCCUUACCAGGACCGAGGAGGGCAGGAGCCUGCGGGCGCCGGCAGCCCCAGCCCCCCGGAAGACCGGAACACCAAAACGGCCCCCGUGCGCCUCCUGCCCUCCUACAGUGCCUUCUCCCACAGUAGCCAUGACUCCUGCAAGGACUCGGCCACCUUGGAGGAAAUUCCCCUGACCCAGACGUCGGACUUCCCACCCACAGCCACACCGGCAUCUGCCCAGACCGCCGCCAAGCGUGAGAUCUACCUGUGAGCCCCCUUCUGGCCGGCGGCCACCCCUCCCCCCAGUCGCCGGCCAGCUCCCAACUGGGUCUCUUCCUGGGCCCCACUCAAUCCCUCCAGCGUGGACUCUGUGGCCAGGACCCGAUCCACGGGAGUACUGGCUUCAAGACCACGUUGGCCCUCGCCCCCAUGCAGGGUCCAGGUCCUUUCCCCCCAAUCCUACCCGUUAGCUCCAAGGAGCCCCUUCAUCCCCCUCUCUGGGGCUCCACCCAGAGGAUGCCCAUGAGGGCUCCUCUGCAAUGACUGGGCUCCCUUCCAUCUACUUCUAGGGAGCACCCCCUUGCUUUGGGCAGAUGGUGGAGUCAAGAGUGGGCAGCACACUUUUUAAGUCAUUGUUUCCUUCAUGGCUGACCAGGGCGGUGUAGCCUUGCAGCUGGGUAAACUGGGGGACGUACUCCCUGGGAAUGCUCCAAGGAAACGCUCCACCACCAGGGGCUCUCUGAAGGGCUGUUGUUACCAAAGGUGGGGUGGGGAUUGGGGUGAGAGUGUUGUGAAGACCUCUUCUUCCAGCACCGCUCCUGGGCUGGCCCACCUGCUCACAGGCUCACGCCUGAUCCCAUCUGGGCACCCCCUUCCCCGCUGGUCUUGCGGCGUCUGUAUAUAAGGACCUUGGAAUGAUGUCCCCAUUUCUGCCUGAUUUGCAACUUUUCUCGUUGAUGUUGUGUUGUCUUGGGGGACCCCUCUAGGGGGGACCUGCCCUGUGCCCCUCUCUUCCCUGCCGCAGUGCCCCCCACCCCAGGCCUCUAUUGUUCCAUGUUGUAAAUACCCCUGGGGCCAUGGUGGGA